Messenger RNA from Heterotrigona itama, 654 nucleotides. Lineage: Eukaryota; Metazoa; Arthropoda; Insecta; Hymenoptera; Apidae. The record is from the annotation of a GenBank genome assembly.
AUGUUUAGUAGCAAGAAGCAAUUAAUAAAACGUACUGGCAAAAAUCCUGUCGGUCGUUAUGAUUUCUUAAAACUUUUAGCUACAGAAUUUCAAACUACAAAAUCCAAAGAAGCGAGGGAACAAGUUUUAGCAAAUCUUGCUAAUUUUGCUUAUGAUCCUAUCAAUUAUGGAUACAUAAGACAGCUACAAAUAAUUGAUUUAUUUCUUCACACUUUGUCAGAGAACAAUUUAAAAUUAGUACGUUUUGCGACAGCAGCUAUAUGUAAUCUAUGUGCUGAUCCGAUAAAUAAAUUAUAUAUUUUACGCAACCAAGGCAUCCACCUAUUAACAUUACUAUUUUCUUCACAAGAUGAGGAUAUAAUAUUAUCAGCAAUUACUAGUUUAAUAUUUUUGCUUACUCCUGAAUCUAAGAAUGAAAUAACAGCUGAAUUAAUUGAAAAAAUAUCUGAUUUAUCAAAUUGUAAAAAUAAUCGUAUUAAAAACUUGAUAACGAUAUUUCUAAAUGACUGCACUGAUGUAAAGAAUAAGAUUGAAAAUUCUAUAUAACACAUAAAAAAUAUUUUCGUACAAUAUAUAUUAUAUAAAUAAUAUAUUUGAUAAAAAUAUAUAUUGAUGAAAUAGUUAAAGAAUAAUACACCAUAACUUCAGAAGUAA